AGGGAGACGUCCCCGGCCCUCCACUUGAAAAAUAAAGAAAAGCCCAGCUCACUUUCACUACUCCACCAUUUCCACCUCUCUUUCUCUUUCUCAUUUCGCUUCCUUUCCUUUCCUUUCCUUUCCUUUCGUUUCAAUUCAAUUCAACUCAAGAAAUCAGAAUCUCACGUGAAACUUCCCUCGCAAUUUUCCUCCAAAUUUCUCGUGAUUUCAGCUGAAAUCGCAACCAAAAUUCAACUAAUUUGAAGCUACACAUGGUUACACGAGAAAGUGACUAGAAAUGGUGGAGGUGUUGAAGUGAGUGAGAGAGAGACAGAGAGAAAAAAAAAAAAGAGGAAAGAAGAACGAGUGCGAUGAAGCGAAAAUUGGUGCAGCAAAAAUCGAAAAUUAGAUGGAAGAGGAAGGUUUUGGCGGCGCUUUUAGUGUCGUUCUGCCUCGCGAGUUUAGCGUUGAUGGAGACGCAGUACUCUCGAAUCGUCUCGCUGGCUUCCUUACGACACCGUUUCGCCGUCAAGCCGAAGAUCGCCUUCCUUUUCAUCGCGCGGAAUCGGCUUCCUCUUGAUAUGGUUUGGGAUGCUUUUUUCAAGGGAGAAGAGAACAGAUUUUCAAUUUAUGUUCACUCUAGGCCUGGCUUUUUGUUCAACAAGGCAACAACAAGAUCCACUUAUUUUUUGAAUCGACAAGUUAAUGAUAGUAUACAGGUAGAUUGGGGAGAAGCAAGCAUGAUUGAGGCUGAGCGUGUAUUGCUUAGACAUGCAUUGACAAAUCCUUUCAAUGAACGCUUUGUUUUUGUCUCAGAUAGCUGUAUACCGCUUUACAACUUCAGUUACACGUAUGACUAUAUAAUGUCAACAUCAACUAGUUUUGUUGACAGCUUUGCUGAUACGAAAGAGGGUCGCUACAACCCAAAAAUGGAUCCUAUUAUUCCUGUUUACAACUGGAGGAAAGGUUCUCAGUGGGCUGUGCUAACAAGAAAGCAUGCAGAGGUUGUUAUAAAUGACACUACAGUCUUUCCCAUGUUUCAAGAACACUGCAAGAGGAGAUCAUUGCCAGAGUUUUGGCGAGAUCACCCCUUCCCAGCUGAUCCAGCGAAGGAGCAUAAUUGUAUACCAGAUGAACAUUAUGUUCAGACAUUACUUGCUCAAGAAGGCUUCGAAGGAGAACUCACACGGAGAUCAUUAACCUAUUCUGCAUGGGAUCUGUCAGCAUCCAAAGAUCGUGAACGACGUGGAUGGCAUCCAGUGACUUAUAAGUUUUCUGAUGCCACUCCUGAGCUUAUUAAAUCUAUAAAGGAUAUUGACAAUAUCCAUUAUGAGACUGAAAACCGAAGAGAAUGGUGUAGCAGCGAGGGGAAGCCAUCCCCGUGCUUCCUUUUUGCGAGAAAGUUCACCAGGCCCGCUGCUCUUCACCUUCUUAAUCAGUCAGUCCUGGGAGCUCGCCGUGGACCAAAAAAUGAACCGUAACCAUGCAAGGUACUUUCUAUAGUAAAUCUAAGGUUAGGUAGCAUUUGUUAGUCUUAACAUGUUGUAUUUGUGAUUAAAAAAUAAUAAUAAUGGAGAGAGCUGUAAAUUAGAGGGGGAAAUGAAAUCAAAAGGGAGUUGUUGUAUAAUAAAAACAUAAAUUUUUUUAGAAAAAAAAUACAGAUAAGAAAACCAAAAAA
Molecule: messenger RNA, 1657 nt
Organism: Theobroma umbraticum
Lineage: Eukaryota; Viridiplantae; Streptophyta; Magnoliopsida; Malvales; Malvaceae
Product: Core-2/I-branching beta-1,6-N-acetylglucosaminyltransferase family protein
Cellular component (GO): membrane
Molecular function (GO): glycosyltransferase activity
Source: RefSeq, a predicted model, not a curated record